CAAAGGAAUACACAAUCACUGACAGCGCUGAUUACUUGGAUUUAUCCUCGUCUGAUGAAGAAAUAGCAGUAUCGGUUGAUCGGGAAGACAGAGGAACACGUGCAUACAGUUUUGAACCUCUGGCUGUAAAUAAUGGUCCAUGGGGUCGAUGCAUGGGCAGUGAGUGUGGCCCAGGUGGUAGCCAGAGCAGAGCGGUAUGGUGUGCUCACUCCGAAGGUUGGACCACUUUACACACCAACUGCGACCAGGCAGAACAGCCAAACAACCAACAAAGCUGCUUUAGGGUGUGUGACUGGCACAAAGACCUGUAUGACUGGCAACUGGGUGCAUGGAACAAAUGUGUUCCUGUGUCACUGCGCAGUGCAGGGGUGCAAAGACCCACUCUGUGCACUCGGGGCAAGGAGGGUAUACAGAACCGUGAGGUGGGCUGUGUCCAGAAAGUCACUGGUGAGCCAGCAGAAGAUGUAAUCUGUGAAUACUUUGAACCUAAACCCCGUCUUGAGCAGGCCUGCCUCAUCCCUUGUCCUCAGGAUUGUGUGUUAUCAGAGUUCAGUCCAUGGACACCCUGUUCAAAGACUUGUGGGAUGGGCCUGCAGAACAGAAUUCGCAUUGUUCUUGCUCCACCAUUAUUUGAUGGGGCAGCAUGUUUAAACCUGACAGAGUUUCAGACAUGUCAACCAGGACUGUGUGAGGAAGAGGAGAGCCUAUACAGUCUACGAGUUGGAUCCUGGGGGCCAUGCUCUCUACCAGUCUCAAGACAAGCCAGACAAUCUGACAAAACAGCCAUCGAGAGUGACAGACCAUUCAAACAAAAUGUUAAACCUCCAAAAGAUGAGAGGAAAAAACAAUCCAAAAGAGGGGACAAACGGACCAGAGAGGGUGACAAACAGCUGAAAGAAGGGGACAAGCGGUCCAUACGAGGUGACGAACUUUCCAGAGAGGGAGGCAAACCACAAAGAUCCAUCAGGAUAUUAGACAAGGUGAACAAAAAACCUGACAGACCAUCCCGUGAGACAGACCAUCCUAAACAACACAGAAAGGCUAAAAACAAAGAAAAGCGUGAAAAAAUCCGAGAAAAAGCCAGAGAGAGGUUGAGGGAAAGAGGAAAGGUUAAGGACCCUGUGACACGAGAGCUCAUCAAAAAGAAACGUAACAGGAAUCGUCAGAAUCGCCCUGGAGGAAAGUUUUGGGAUUUGCAAAUUGGGUAUCAGACAAGAGAAGUCACCUGUGUGCACAAGAGUGGGAGUGUUGAAAUGCUAAGCUUAUGCUCUAAUGAAGCGGUGCCAGUGACCUACCAAGCCUGUGUUGUCACUAAAGACUGUGAUGUGACCGACUGGUCUGAAUGGUCACAUUGCUCCAAGGAGUGCUAUGACCCAAAUGGGCCUAAGGGUGAACAGACCCGCACAAGAAAAGUGAGUCAGUUCCCCACUGGAGGAGGAGCCGAGUGCCCUGAGCUGGAGGAGAAACAGCCAUGUAGUCCUCAGGGAGAAACAGUGGCACCCUGUAUUGUUUACAAUUGGAAGACCACUGAGUGGACGGAGUGCAGGGUGGACAUGCUUCUGAGUCAACAGGACCGUCGCAGAGGAAACCAGACUGGGUUGUGUGGAGGUGGGAUUCAGACUCGGGAUGUUUACUGUGUCCUGGCCAAUGCAGACACGACACCCAAUCUCAGUUCUCUCAAAAUCAAAGAAGCACUGCGGCCAGUCAACAGUGAUCUGUGUUCUGGGAUUCCUCCUAACACCACCCAGCUCUGCCAUAUUGACUGUCCGGUCGAGUGUGAGGUGUCAUCCUGGAGUUCCUGGGGACCCUGCAUCUUUGAAAACUGUCAGGAUCAAACUGCUAAGAAAGGGUUCAAAAUGAGGAAACGCAAGAUUGUCAAUGAUCCAACAGGCGGGACAGGAAAUUGCCCACACUUGGUGGAGGCAAUACCAUGCGAAGAUCCCAGAUGCGAUGACUGGCUAGUGGUUAAAUUAGAAGACUGCAUCCCUGAUAAUGAGAAGAAAUGUGGACCAGGAAUACGAAAUCCUCAAGUUCAGUGUGUCAACAGUGAUGGUAAACAUGUUGACAGACAACUCUGCCGUGAUGCCAUCCUGCCGAUGCCAGUCAUCUGUGAGGUGCCUUGCCCAAAGGACUGUGCACUCAGUCCUUGGACCCUGUGGUCCCUCUGCUCCCACACCUGCUCUGGAAAAAAUACAGAGGGCAAGCAGACAAGAACACGCUCCAUUUUGGCCUACAAUGCAGGAGAUGGUGGAAUUCCAUGUCCCAAUAUCAGUGCCCUGCAGGAGGUGAGGAGCUGCAAUGACAACCCCUGCACUGUCUACCACUGGCAGACUGGACCAUGGGGACAGUGUAUAGAGGACACCUCCAUCCCAGCCAACAAUAUGUCUGUGGGUCACACACAUGGAGAUGAUUCCGCGUGCUCAGUAGGGAUGCAGACUCGUAAAGUCAUCUGUGUCCGGGUAAAUGUGGGCCAGGUUCCUCCCAAAAAGUGUCCAGAGAGUCUGCGUCCAGACACUGUCAGGCCAUGCUUACUGCCUUGCAAAAGAGACUGUUUUGUUACACCAUACAGUGAGUGGAAUCCCUUCUCUACAACUUGUCAAAAAGGUGGUAAGGCAAAGAAGAAACAGUACAGAAAACGCAUAAUCAUCCAGUUACCAGCCAAUGGAGGGCAAGAGUGUCCAGAUGUGCUGAUACAAGAAAGAGAGAUUGAAGCUCCCUCUGUCUGUCCAGGAUACAGAUGGAAAACACACAAAUGGCGAAGAUGCCAAAUCGUUCCAUGGUCAGUUCGUCAAGACAGUCCUGGAGCUCAGGAAACUUGUGGAUCAGGCCUACAGGUUCGAGCUGUUUCGUGUCGGAAGCAGGACGGUGGACAGGCUGAUGUUGAAGCUUGUCUCAAGUUCUCCAGGUUGAUGCCACCUCUCACCCAACUCUGCCAGCUGCCUUGUCAGGAGGACUGUCAACUGAGUAGCUGGUCUAAAUUUUCCCCUUGCACAGUGAACUGUGUUGGCGUCAGGGUUCGCAAACGGAUGCUUAUGGGUAAGAGCAAAACACGAGAUCAGUGCAAGAACCACCAGAUAUAUCCCCUGAGUGAAACUCAGUACUGCCCGUGCAACAAAUACAAUGCCCAGCCUGUGGGAAACUGGUCCGACUGUAUACUUUCCGAGGGCAGCCGCUUGGAAGGACAACUAGGCAUGAAGAUCCAGGGCGAUAUCAAGGAGUGUGGUCAAGGGUAUCGAUACCAAGCUAUGGCUUGCUAUGACCAGGAUAACCACAUCGUUGAAACUUCACACUGCAACAGUCAUGGGUACAUUGAGGAGGCUUGCAUCAUUCCCUGUCCAUCUGACUGCAAGCUCAGUGAGUGGUCCAACUGGUCACGAUGCAGCAAAUCAUGUGGUAGUGGCGUCAAAGUUCGAUCAAAAUGGCUCAGAGAAAAACCAUACAAUGGUGGUAGACCUUGUCCCAAACUUGACCACGUCAACCAGGCACAAGUAUAUGAAGUGGUGCCUUGCCUCAGUGACUGUGGGCAGUAUGUAUGGGUGGCAGAGCCAUGGAGUGUCUGGAAAGUUAGCAAUGUGGACCUGAAAGGCAACUGUGGUGAAGGUGUUCAGACCAGAAAAGUCAGGUGUAUGCUGAACACAAGAGACGGCCCCUUGGAGCAGGUGGAGGACUACCUGUGUGAUCCAGAGGCGAUGCCUCUGGGAGCUCGUAAUAGCCAACUGCCCUGUCCAGAGGACUGCGUGUUAUCAGACUGGGGAGCCUGGAGUCCAUGUCAACUGCCAUGUACUGGGAACAGUACACGGGAGAGGAGGGCUUACCCAGCCCGUCAACCAGGAGAGGAGAAGUUGUGUCCUCCGACCACUGAAGGAGAGCUUUGUAAACUGAACAGCAAUUGCUUCCACUAUUCCUACAACAUCACUGACUGGAGUACCUGUCAACUGAGUGAUCGAGCUGUCUGUGGAAAUGGUAUCAAAACCCGCAUGUUGGACUGUGUACGGAGUGAUGGCAAAUCUGUUGACCUAAGGUUCUGUAAAGAGCUUGGCCUAGAGAGGAAGUGGCAAAUGAAUGCAUCCUGUGUUGUGGAGUGCCCCAUCAACUGCCAUCUGUCUGAGUGGUCAGCAUGGGCCAACUGUACCCAUAAAUGCGGACUCCAUGGCAAGCUAUGGAGAAGGCGGACAGUUAUUCAGGCUCCGCAGGGUGACGGGAGGCCUUGCCCAACCCAGAUGCAACAGUGGAAGCCGUGCCUUGUGAAGCCCUGCUACAGCUGGAGAUACAGCAUGUGGUCUGAAUGCAAGUCUGAGGGUGCAAGAUGUGGUGAAGGCUUGCGGUUCAGGAACAUUUCAUGCUUUGUGUCAGAUGGAUCUGAUCUACAAGGAAAUCUGGUGGAUGAUGAGCUUUGUGGAAAAGAAGAACCUGUGGUGGACGGAGAUGAAGAGAUCAUUCUGCAGGAGUCCUGCACAGUACCCUGUCCAGGGGAAUGCUACCUGACAGACUGGACAGUUUGGAGUCCAUGCCAGUUAAGCUGUGUGAAUGGGGAUGAUCUGGGUUUUGGCUCAGUGCAAGUCCGCUCUCGAGCUGUUGUGGCUCAAGACCCUGAGAAUCUGCUUCAAUGUCCAGAACAAGAAUUGGAGGCUAGGCCCUGUACAGAGGGCCAGUGUUUUGAAUACACAUGGCGAGCUGGACCAUGGAGGGGCUCAUCGCGGCAUAUCUGGUGCCAGCGUUCGGAUGGACUAAAUGUCACAGGGGGGUGCCAAACAACAGCCAAGCCAGUGGCUGACCGAUCCUGUAAUCCACCUUGCACCAAACCGCAUUCCUUUUGUACAGAGUCUGGUGUUUGUGGCUGUGAGGAGGGCUACACAGAAGUGAUGACCUCUGAUGGGCUACUAGACCAGUGCACAGUUAUUCCAGUGCUGGAAAUUCCCACUGCCGGUGACAGCAAGACAGAUGUCAAGACCAUCCGAGGCUUCAACGCCACCCAGCCGGCAGUCAGCUCACAUGGCAGAGUGGGGCGCACCUGGUUUCUGCAGCCAUUUGGUCCAGACGGAAAGCUCAAGACCUGGGUGUAUGGAGUAGCAGCAGGAGUAUUUGUUCUGCUUGUCUUCAUGAUGUCAAUGACUUACUUAGCAUGCAAAAAGCCAAAGAAACCAAAGCGAAGACAGAUGAACAACAGACUGAAGCCACUGACACUGGCCUAUGAUGGAGAUGCUGACAUGUAGGAGUUUUUUUGUUUACCAUACUGAUCUACGGACAUUUGCCCUGUAUGGAACCCUUUGGAAGAAAACCUCAAAAUAUCGCAAAACUAAAUUCAAGCUCUACCUUUAUGGUGUUUUUUUUUUGUUUUGUUUUGUUUUGUUUCACAAAAGUCUUUAUGACUUUAUUUAACUUUCUACAUCUGGAAGUUUGCCUUUCUCUGCUGUUCUUAAAUUUGAUUUGAUUGUUGAUUUUCUCACAGCUGUGUGGAAUCUAUAAGGGCCAAGAAGAGUAAUUUAGCAUGCUGUUAUCUUUAAUCUCACAGCAGCUAUCUCUUCUACCUGCCUCUCCUUUUUUUCAGGCAUCAUUUUGCACUAUAUUAGUGCAGCAAGUUUGACUCAUGUCUUGCUCACCCAUAGGAAAUGGCCUCCUUCCAGACAAGCUGGUAUACAUUGUAUGACAUUUUUGGGCAAAGAUGUGACUAACAAUGUUUUUGACUUCAUAUUAUGGGAUUCUGUAAAUAGGUUUGUUUGUUCUUCUGUUUUCUCACAACUUACAUUUCAAACAUGUACAGCUACUCUUCCUUGCAAGAUCAGUGUGUUCAGUGAAUAUCAAAUGAUUUGACUUGUAUCUUAUACUGAUGUUUAACUUUGGAUUAUUGAUGCACUUAAGUGUCUGAUUUAAGACCGAGUGAUGGGAUAGACAUAUCAUCAACAAUUCUGUUAUAAAAUGGGAAGUUUAAAUGGGUAGCGAAAUCUUACGAUCGAAGAUAUCUCCACUUUGGAGGAGUGAAAAAGGAUAGGCCCUCUGAAUACAUUUGAACGACCCCUUCGUUGUAUUUCCUGUUAUGCCUCCAUGCAUCUUUGCAUCGGAUCCCAAAGGCUAUAUUGGAUAUUCUGGUAUGGUUUGAUUUUUGUCCUUUGGCCCAGGCCCUUGACUUAUUUUUAUACCUACAAUGCCUUGUUUUAAUAUUGACUUUAAUAUUAAUCUUGUACUGUAUGUGAGUACAUGUUCCCAUAUGGCUUAGCAUUUAAAGGUAAACAUAGUCUCGAGUCUUGCUAAGCACUUAUAAAAUAGUUUUGGAGGUUUCACUCUUUACAACUGCAGAUGUUUAUCCUCUCAUAAAUAAAGUCAUCAAUGUAAGCUCAUUUGAAACAGUUUUGUUGUUUGACACUGUACCACAAAGGAUGAGCUUCAGGAGGCAGUUGCCAAUGUACUGUGUUUCAUAGGAAAUCAUCAUUUUCAACUUUCAAGCACUGACAUCCAUUUAUGAAGGUAUAUGAAAAGUACAUUACGUCAUUGCACUUGAGGGUACAGAAAGUAUACAAUGCAUUCAUUAUCAACGCUGAGACAUCAUAAUUGCCUCACUGUCCAAUAUUAUGUGAAGCUAUUUGCCAGUAAGUUAAAGGAAUGUUGAAUUUAUAUUUCAUUUCAUAUGAGCUGUAAAUAAAGUGAAAAAUACUUUUUAAAUUUAUUAUUCAUGUACCAUAUUUUUCUUUUACUUUUGUACUGAGAAGUUGAAUGAAAAAAGGGAUAAAAGCUGAAUGAAUGUGUGUAUGGUAUUGAUAAACGUGAAAAACUAAGUUUCAGAUGAUCUCUGUCCUUUUCCUACUGUUUGUAUGUAUUUGACUAAUUGCUUAUAAUAAACAA
This is a messenger RNA of Syngnathoides biaculeatus (alligator pipefish), 6837 nucleotides long. RefSeq names its product thrombospondin, type I, domain containing 7Aa (gene thsd7aa). Gene Ontology annotation, cellular component: plasma membrane. Gene Ontology annotation, biological process: actin cytoskeleton organization. The transcript has 28 exons. NCBI's taxonomy places the organism in Eukaryota, Metazoa, Chordata, Actinopteri, Syngnathiformes, Syngnathidae. The record is from RefSeq and is a predicted model, not a curated record. The coding region runs from base 153 to 5213 and encodes 1686 amino acids.